Molecule: messenger RNA, 1782 nt
Organism: Python bivittatus (Burmese python)
Lineage: Eukaryota; Metazoa; Chordata; Lepidosauria; Squamata; Pythonidae
Product: E3 ubiquitin-protein ligase Topors-like
Biological process (GO): protein monoubiquitination; protein polyubiquitination
Molecular function (GO): metal ion binding; ubiquitin protein ligase activity
Source: RefSeq, a predicted model, not a curated record
AUGGCAUCAUCAAAUGAAGAACUUAAUUCUGACAAUAGCUUUUCAUCCCUGACUGGGACAGGAAAUGAAAGUACCACCUUGGCAACUGAUGGACCUUCAGACUCAAGGUGUCCCAUCUGCUUGGAAAGAAUACGGAAUGUGGCCUUCUUAAAUCCCUGUUUCCAUAGAUUUUGUUUUGCCUGUAUCCUAGAGUGGUCAGACAGGAAAGCAGAGUGCCCACUCUGCAAACAACGUUUCCACUCUUUCUUUCAUUCUAUAAGAUCUGACACAGACUUUGAAGAAUACAUUAUCACUUUUGAAAAUGCAUCCUUUGGCAUGUGUGGGGAGAGGUCAGCAAUUGAUCAAAGACCUGAGUCACUACCAGAUAAUGGGAUCUUGUAUGAAGGAUACUCAGGUCCCCAAUCACUAGGUAGGAUGAGAAUGCUUGAUGAGCUGAUGAGACAACUUGGAAUAAGGAGGUCAUCUCACCCUGGAGGAAUAUCCCUUGGGCAAAUUCGAGAACAGGUUACAAUAAAGUUCAGAAGGGCACUAUAUCAAUCAGGAAUCCGUGUCAGGAAUGUCCAAAGUGGAGGAUUUUACAGGGAUAUAUCAGCAGAUUUUUUCCACAGGAAUCCUGUCCGUCUUAACAGGUUAGUGCCUUGGUUGAAGCGUGAGCUGCGAGUACUGUGUGGGACACAUGCAUCAUUGAUCAACAUCAUACAGGAUAACAUUCUAAAUAACAUAACCAUUUAUGAUCUGGACAGUCAAGCAUUUGCUAAUAUAAUGCAGCCUCAUUUACUCCAUUACACCAAUCACUUCUUGCAUGAAUUCAUAAAUUUUGCCCGUUCCCCUUUCAACAUUAAGGCUUAUGACUGGCGAGCCAGUUAUGAUGUUCCCUUUCCUAUGCAUGAUGAUGGGUUCCAGUCCUAUUCAUCUUUUACUACAUCUUCUUCAGAAGAUGAGGAGGAAGAAGAAGAAUCGGAAGACUCAGAUGAGAAUGAGGGGGAAGAUGGAGAAUCAAUGUCAAGUAAUGAGGAAGGAACUUGGGAUGAUGAAAUCCAACAAUCAACUAGUUCCAGUUCAGACCAGAUUCUGGAUGAUUUUUUUCUUCCUUUUGGAUCUUCUGAUGGGGAACUUGUAAGAAGUGAAGACAAUAUGCAUGUAUUUUUCCAUGCUGAUGCACAUUUAAGUACCCACAACAGACAUUGUCCAGUACACAAAUGUGUUCUGAAUCAAAUAGAAGAAAGUACCUCAAUACUAGGUAAAUCCAUCCCAAGCUGUAAGGAGAGAGCGCAGCCCAAUAUUGCUGAGGAGGAGGGGGAGGAAGAUGAUGAUAAUGACGACAACGAUGAAGAAGAACCAGCACAUAAGCAAGAAGCCUUAAGAAGUCUUGCUUGUGUUGAUGGCACCUCUAGUGGUGCAGGUAUGGCUAUACUUAAUGUUGGCCAGGUUGUUAGCAGUAACCAUAUGUUGAACACUCUGCAGCUUCCAUCCCAAGAGCAAGAAGAAGAUGGCAUGGAUCAGACCUCAUUGCAACAACAAGAUGUCGUUAGUACAAAAGUAAUCCAUCACAAAGGAGAGGAGAUUAUUGUUAUUGAGAUGCUCCAGCCCAAAACAGAAGACAUUUUAGUUAUUGAACACAUAGAACUGAAAACAAGAGAACUGGAUGAUUCUGGUCAAUUGCCAUGGCAAGGUGAGGAAAUGGCUAAAUCUACAGAACUGCAGUCUUCUACAGAAACCCCUCCAAGUGGUUCUGCUACCAAGUGGGAUACUGGAUGUUUUUCAUGUAUUAGAAGACCGUGA